Messenger RNA from Gambusia affinis (western mosquitofish), 2667 nucleotides. RefSeq lists its product as uncharacterized. The transcript has 8 exons. Gene Ontology annotation, molecular function: transmembrane signaling receptor activity. Gene Ontology annotation, cellular component: plasma membrane. The record is from RefSeq and is a predicted model, not a curated record. Bases 7 to 1314 code for a protein of 435 amino acids. Lineage: Eukaryota; Metazoa; Chordata; Actinopteri; Cyprinodontiformes; Poeciliidae.
UUCAUCAUGAACAUCCACCGCAGGUUGUUCUGCUGCUUCUUCCUCUCUCUGCAGGACAGAAUCAGCAGCUCUGCUAAUGCACCAAAUAAUAUAUAUGGAGCAGCUGGAGAAGAGGUCAGAGUUCAAUGUACUGCUUCUCUGGUUGACAACUGGAAGUUCUUCUGCAAGGAAAACUGUGAAGGAGAAAACAUCCUGAUUAAAACAAGACAGUCCACCGAUCAGAGAGGAAGAUACAGAACUGAAAAUGUUAAACAAACCAGCAUAAAUGCUUUUCUUCUCCAUGUGAGCAUCUCAGAGCUGACCCGGUCUGAUGAAGGAUGGUACCGAUGUGGUUCAGGCGACUCUUCAUCAUCAGGUUCAUACCAAGACUUCAGACUGGUUGUUGUAGACGAUCUGCUGGAUGGAAACAAAGUUCCUGACCUCCUUACAGAAGCCGGCAGCUCAGUGACAGUCGCCUGUUCCUUUAAACACUCUGGGGGAAAACGACUGUUCUGCAGAGGAGAAUGUGGAAACGAAGAAGUUCUGGUUCAGACUGAUGGAGUCAGAGCUGACAGAGGCAGAUACAGCAUUGAAUAUGAAGAACAAAAAUCAGGAGCAUUUCUGUUGGUGACCAUCACACAGCUGGUCCAAUCUGAUUCUGGACGGUACCGAUGUAAACUGGAUGGAACUGGUUCCAGUAGUUCAUACAGAGACUUUCAGGUCACUGUCAGAACUGCAGGCGACCCUUCAGCCUCCACAGCAUCUACUGGAACCAGUUUCAGCUCCAGUUCAGGAAGCUUCACACCUUCACUUCCCUCUGAAACCUCUGAUCUGAAUCAGGAGAACUCAACAUCUAAAGAUUCACCAAACCACAGGUCUGCAGAUGUUCUGCGGUUUGUGGCUCUGACUCUGGUUUUCAUCAUCAUCCUGUCAGCUGUGGUUCUGCUGGUUUGCUGCAGAGAAAGAUCUGAAAAACAUCACACAGAGAAUCCUCCUGCUGAUGAGAACUCCAAAAUGAAUGAAGACGUCACAGAGGAAGCUGAUGAGUGGAGAUCUGCUGAUGUGAAAAUCUACUCAUCUUACAAUGAAACCACAAACACCAAACCAACAGAAGCUGAAAUCAACCGAGGCUGCAGCUCUGGAACUGCAACCACAACUCAGCAACCGGCCGAAGACGCCUCAGAUCAGGUCGUCUAUGCAGAAGUAAAGUUCUCCAGCAGGAAGGCGGCGUCUCGUCCCAGAGCUUCCUGUGGAACCAUGACUGAUGUUCUCUACGCUGAUCCUCGAGUUGAUGGGAGCAGCCAAGAUGGGCGGCUUUACUCCACUAUAACUUAGCUUCAGCUCUGCGGCAGCCAUGUUUAUCCUCACAGAUCAACAGGAAGCUUGAAGCCGAGGCAACGAGUUGAAACCCUGAAACACAGAAACAGGAUCUGCAGCUCCUACAAGCAUCAGCACCAGCAUGAUUCAGAUGGAGCUGCUUCACCUGCGGUUGACCCUCCAGACUGCUUCACAUCAUGGAGGAUCUGAUGCUAAAUGCUAACAUGCUAAAAUGCUUUUUCUUCUAUAAAAGACUUCAGUGCUGGGAUAAUGAAAAACUAUGAAAAAUAUGAGCGAACGUGAAAAAAAAAGAUCAUUUAUAUAAAAACUUUCAUGGGUCAAAAACCACAAAUCGCUUUACAGAUCAAACAUUCAAAAAUAUAACAUCAUACAGUCUAAAACUAUCUAAAUGCCACUUUUAAUAAAGAAUUGACAGUUAGCAGGUAAGAUGUGUCGAGGAAGUUUAUCAGAUUUUUUGAAAAUGUAAGAUCAAAACUCCAACAUAUAGGUAGAAAUGAAACCCACCCCAGGAUAUGUCCCUGAGGAACUCCAAAACCUAAAUGAAGCUGAAGAAGACACAGAUUCUCCAAGGUUUACAGAGAAACUUCUGUCUGAUAGAUUCAUUAAAAUUAAUUUAAAAAUGUCCAUGUGGACCAGGAGACUGGGAGCUGCUUCACAGGUAAAAUCCUUCUGAACUUUAACCACAGAAACAGUUUUAUGUAUAAAGCAAUUUAUUUAAAAAAAAUUAUAAUUUACUUUAAAAAAAUCUAAAUAUAAACAAAUGUUAUUAAUUCAAUGUAAAAACAUUAAAUUAAAUCAUUUUUUGGCAGUGCUCCAUAAUGACAGUGGCUAUCUUUAGAACUUGCUCUGCGGCCGACUGACAGCGUCCCCCCGGGCCACCGGGGGCCCGCGGGCCCCGUGUUGGUGACCCCUGCUCUAGAAACAGAUUAAAACUGGGAUAAUCUCUUUCAUGUGUUGGGAAAAAGUUAAAACUGUUUAAUUUUCUUUCUAAACACUUAGUUUAAAGUUCUUAAUGUAAAAUCAAGUUGAUAAAAAAAUUAACUUUUAUGCGUAAGUAUAAAUAACUACGGUUAUUGAUAUGUUGCUAAUGUAAUAUUAUAAAAGAUGUUUGUUCUGUUGCAGUUGGUAACGCCAUGUUACCAGGAUGUUUUCUUUAUUUUAAACUGACCUGAAGCCAUCUGUCAUUCUGACAUCUGACCACCUGGAGCAGAUGUGGAGAAGUUUUUAACUUUAUCCACAGAAAACAUCAGAGUUAACAGAAUCGAUCAAUAAAUCGCCGACUGGGUUCUGAUGGCCUUAUGCAGGAUGUGGAGAUUUCUUUGUGACGUGAAAUAAAAUGAGUUGAUCUCA